AUGCGGGGUUCGUCGUUGACGACGAGGAAGGCCGGAGCGCGGCUUCUCGGGCGGAUCCAUGGCGGCUCCUGGGCAGAUAGGAGAUAUGGAGGUGAGGUGGAGAAGAAGGAGCUCGCCGGAGCCGGGCGACGGCAGAUGGGGGCGGGAGACGGAUGGAUCCGGCCCAGCGGCGCGAAGUUCUUGCAGGUGGAGACGGGGUUGGUUCUGCGCGCAAACGCCCACCUUGGCCGCCUCCGACGACUCAUCGCCGCCGUGGGAGUCAUGAACUCCGACCACGGGGACUCGCACGCCCUGCAGCGGCCGGAACUGGCUGAAGGUCAUUCGACAUCCUCGACUUCAUGCCUUCCCCACGCCCUCCUCCAUCCACGACCUCUGCUAAGGACUUAUGCUACUCCCAGCUCAAGCUCCUCAAGCAUGCUGCAUGCUACUUCUUCCCUACAUCCUGAAGAUGUCACCUUUAUUGCUGAUGAGUUAAUGUUUGAUGCAACCCUGCAAUCUACAAUUUGCCCGUCAGAAGGUUACCUGAAGCUUAAAAUAGAGAAAAUGGCUAUUAACCUCAUGAUUUUGUGUACUAAGUCACAAGGUAUUUUAUUCUCAACCAAAUAA
Triticum turgidum subsp. durum (durum wheat) is the source of this 606-nucleotide messenger RNA. NCBI's taxonomy places the organism in Eukaryota, Viridiplantae, Streptophyta, Magnoliopsida, Poales, Poaceae. The record is from the annotation of a GenBank genome assembly.